Chinchilla lanigera (long-tailed chinchilla) is the source of this 3084-nucleotide messenger RNA. RefSeq names its product arachidonate lipoxygenase 3 (gene Aloxe3). The transcript has 15 exons. The coding region runs from base 251 to 2386 and encodes 711 amino acids. The record is from RefSeq and is a predicted model, not a curated record. Gene Ontology annotation, biological process: lipid oxidation; linoleic acid metabolic process. Gene Ontology annotation, molecular function: iron ion binding; protein binding; oxidoreductase activity, acting on single donors with incorporation of molecular oxygen, incorporation of two atoms of oxygen. NCBI's taxonomy places the organism in Eukaryota, Metazoa, Chordata, Mammalia, Rodentia, Chinchillidae.
CCAGAGGGACCGGCUGUGCCAGAGGCAAGCAAACAAGUGUUGGGGCGCAAGACUGGGUGGGGAGGGUGAACCAAAGCAACCCGGCCGGAGCUUCGGUGAGAGAGAGCUCAGGAGCAUCCCAGAGACUGCUGGGUCCUUCCUCGGUCCUACCUUUCCCCAGCCCCCUCGCACCCACCCAGCAGCCCACCCCGUUCGGGUGGCUCACCUCCUCCAGGCCAGCGUUGCUGGGCACCCGCCCUUCCCUCCCAUCAUGGCAGUGUACCGCCUGUGUGUGACCACUGGUUCCUACCUGAAGGCCGGCACAAUGGACAACAUCUCUGCCACGCUGGUGGGCACGUGUGGCGAGAGUCCCAAGCAGCGGCUGGAUCGGGUGGGCAGAGACUUCGCCCCCGGAUCGGUGCAGAAGUACAAGGUGCGCUGCUCAGCAGAGCUGGGUGAGCUCUUGCUGCUGCGGCUACACAAGGAGCGCUUCGCUUUCUUCCGAAAAGAUUCCUGGUACUGCAGCCACAUCACUGUCACUGCCCCAGAUGGCACUGUCAUCCCCUUUCCCUGUUACCAGUGGAUUGAGGGUUACUGCACCAUGGAGCUGCGUCCAGGAACAGCAAGAACCAUUUGUCAGGACUCCCUCCCUCUGCUUCUGGAUCACAGAAAGCGUGAGCUCCAGGCCCGACAAGAAUGCUAUCGCUGGAAGAUCUACACCCCUGGCUUCCCUCGAAUGGUGGAUGUCAGCAGCUUUGAGGAGAUAGAGUCAGAUAAGAAAUUUGCCUUGACCAAGACAAUACCUUGUGCAGACCAGGGUGACAGCCCUGGGAAUCGGUACCUGCCUGGAUUCCCCAUGAAAAUUGACAUCCCAUCCCUGCUGCACAUGGAGCCCAACAUCCGCUACUCAGCCACCAAGACGGCCUCGUUGCUCUUCAAUGCCAUCCCUGCGUCCUUGGGCAUGAAGAUUCGAGGGCUGCUGGACCGCAAGGGCUCCUGGAAGAAGCUGGAUGACAUGCGGAAUAUCUUCUGGUGCCACAAGACCUUCACUACAGAGUAUGUCACAGAACACUGGUGUGAGGACAACUUCUUUGGGUACCAGUACCUGAAUGGCGUCAACCCUGUCAUGCUCCAUUGCCUCUCCAGCUUGCCCAGCAAGCUGCCCGUCACCAAUGACAUGGUGGCCCCCUUGCUGGGACCAGACACCUGUCUGCAGACAGAGCUAGAGAGGGGCAACAUCUUCCUGGCCGACUACUGGAUCCUGGAGGACGCCCCAGUCCACUGUUUAAACGGCCGUCAGCAAUAUGUGGCUGCCCCACUCUGCCUGCUGUGGCUCAACCCCCAGGGGGCGCUGCUGCCCUUGGCCAUCCAGCUCAGCCAAACCCCCGGGCCCGAUAGCCCCAUCUUUCUGCCCACUGACUCCGAGUGGGACUGGCUGCUGGCCAAGACAUGGGUGCGUAACUCUGAGUUCUUGGUGCACGAGAACAACACGCACUUUUUGUGCACGCAUUUGCUGUGCGAGGCCUUCUCCAUGGCCACGCUGCGUCAGCUGCCGCUCUGCCAUCCUAUCUUCAAGCUCCUGCUUCCCCACACUCGCUACACGCUGCAGGUGAACACCAUUGCCAGGGCCACGCUGCUCAAUCCAGAGGGCCUCGUGGACCAGGUCACGUCCAUCGGGAGGCGUGGCCUCAUCUACCUCAUGAGGACAGGUCUGGCCCACUUCACCUACACCAAUUUCUGCCUUCCGGAUAGCCUGCGAGCCCGUGGCGUCCUCACAGUCCCUAACUAUUACUACCGAGAUGACGGCCUGAAGAUCUGGGCAGCCAUUGAGAGCUUUGUCUCAGAAAUCGUGGGCUACUAUUACCCCAGUGAUGAUUCGGUGCAGCAGGACUUGGAGCUGCAAGCUUGGGUCGGCGAGAUUUUUACUCAGGCGUUCUUGGGCCGGGAGAGCUCAGGAUUCCCAAGCCGGCUGUGCACCUCGGGACAGCUGGUGAAGUACCUUACUGCAAUCAUCUUCAACUGCUCCGCCCAGCACGCCGCUGUUAACAGUGGGCAGCAUGACUUUGGGGCCUGGAUGCCCAAUGCCCCAUCAUCCAUGAGGCAGCCCCCACCUCAGUGCAAGGGGACCACGACCCUGAAGAGUUACUUGGAAACCCUCCCAGAAGUGAACGUCACCUGUAACAACCUUCUCCUCUUCUGGUUGGUCAGCCAAGAGCCCAAGGACCAGAGGCCUCUGGGCACCUACCCGGAUCAGCACUUUACAGAGGAAGUGCCACAGCGGAGCAUCGCCGCCUUCCAGAACCACUUGGCCCAGAUCUCGAGAGACAUCAGGAAGCGGAACCAGAGCCUGGAGCUGCCUUAUGCCUACCUGGACCCUCCCCUCAUUGAGAACAGCGUUUCCAUCUAACCUCCGCUUCAGACCAAAGGGCCAAGCACGAGGAAGGCCAGACUCUCAGGGUUUCCCAGACACUUCCCUCCUCCCUAUUCUCAGCCUAAGUCUCCCUUUCCACAUGUAGGGACUUUUCCAACCAAGAUGGCUCUAGCUGUUCCCUGAGCUGUGAGGGACCAGUUGAACAGUGCCCAAGGUAAAAGCCACUGACUAAAGUAGAAUCCGUAAUAGACCACUGGAAAAAGAAAAGAACCUCUACCCACCUCACCCCACUUUAGGCAACCUCCUGUUCCAGCCUCUUGUGAGAAUCUACCUCCUCCGGUUGGGAUGUGCAGCCUGAGGCUCCAGCCUUUCCUUCCCAGCCCUCCCACUCCCACACUUCCACUUACCAUGUCAUUUUAAGUCUCCCUCCUCUAAGCCUAGGACCAUCCGACCCAACUUCCUUCUGCGGAAGAGCCUGGACACUGGGCACAGAGGGAUGCAUGCCCGGAUCUGUCAGGUCUCCUUUGGCCCUAGCACCUAAAGGCAGAGGAAGGAUUGGAGCCCAGCUCUCCUGGACAUCUAGCUAAGGUUCUUGGGGACAAGCUCCUUGGCCUGGGCAUGGAUGUGGGCUCUCUCUCCAGCUCUCAUCCUACCCUAUUCUCACCUCAUUUUUUUUUUUCUUUUUGCCUUCAAACACAGUGACUUCAGUAAAAGCUUACAAAAGCUGGCUUCUA